CAUUAUUAACCUGAGUCUGAGUCUGACUGACCUAAUUAAUAAACUCAAAACCUUGGACGGACGUACCCACCUACCCCCGAUUUCCUGUCCCAGUCCCACCCAACCAACCUCAACCUGCCUUUAUUACUUAUUAAACGACGACGUUUCGAGUAGUAGCAGCAGAAACUGGUGAAUGAAUCAUGGAGGCUGAUGCAGCUGGACCUCUGAAUACUGCUUCGAGCGCAUGGAGCUUUGGCGCGGCUGUUGUGCUGGUAUUAGGGUUAGGGUUGGGGUGGUGGCUGAUGAAUGUGGUGAACAAUCUGUGGUUGAGGCCGAGGAGGGUGGAGAAACUCCUGAGGGAGCAAGGGUUGGGAGGGAAUCCUUACAGGCUCUUCUUCGGAGAUUUGAAGGAUAUCAAGAAGAUGAGGGAAGCUUCCACCUCCCAAGCUAUGUCCUCCCUUUCCAACGACAUCGUUCCCAGAGUUCUCCCCGACGUUCACAGGGCCGUCACCGACUACGGCAAGAAAUGUUUCCUUUGGUUUGGGGCAAGACCUGCAGUUAUAAUUACGGAUCCUGAAGCUGUAAAAGAGAUAUUUAGCAAAAGUUUCAAUUAUCCAAAGCCUCCUCGAAAUCCAAGGAUCAAGGUUCUCACAAGAGGAGUAGCAACCUACGAGGGAGACAAAUGGGCCAAGCACAGAAAGCUCAUCACGCCUGCUUUUCAUUUGGAGAAACUUAAGCACAUGGUUCCAUCGUUUCACUUGAGCUGUGCCGACAUGCUGAGCCUAUGGGAGAAGAUCAUCCCCGACAAUGGCUCGCGCGAAUUGGAUGUCUGGCCUUAUAUCCAGACCAUGACAAGUGAUGCCAUUUCGCGCACUGCAUUUGGAAGCUCCUACGAAGAAGGAAGAAGAGUGUUCGAACUACAAAAGGUGCAGGCUGCUUAUGUUAUGGAAGCGCUUCGAUCUGUUUACAUCCCGGGAAUGAGGUUUCUCCCGACAAAAUCGAACAGGAGAAUGGAGCAAAUUGUGAAGGAAGUAGAGACAACCUUGCUAAGAGUAAUCAAGAAAAGGAUGCAAGCAAUAGAAGCCGGCGAAAGCUCUGGCCAAGAUUUACUAGGGCUGCUAUUGGAGUCGAAUUUCCGGGAAAUAAAGGAGCAAGGGCAUAAGCAUGGGAUGAGCUUGCAAGAGGUGAUCGAGGAGUGUAAGCUUUUUUACUUUGCAGGACAGGACACAACCGCCACACUUCUUACAUGGACUAUGGUUUUACUAAGCAAGCACCCCGCGUGGCAGUCGCGUGCAAGAGAAGAGGUUCGACAAGUCCUAGGAGGUCGGCAAAACCUCGAGCAUCAAGAUUUGAACCAGCUCAAAGUUAUGACCAUGAUAUUCUACGAGGUUUUAAGGUUGUACCCGUCGAUACCAUUGUUUCAUCGAAUUACUUGUCGAGAUAGUACAUUGGGAGGCCUUCAAAUCCCAUCUGGGGUGCAACUUUUGGUGGCGGCGCCAUUGUUGCACCGAGAUAAAGAAAUAUGGGGUGACGAUGUGCUGGAAUUUAAUCCCGAGAGAUUCAGCGAAGGGGUUUCCAAGGCAACUAAUGCUCAGGCGAUUUAUAUACCUUUCGGCGCUGGCCCUCGACUGUGCAUCGGACAGAACUUCGCCAUGUUAGAAGCCAAAAUGGCAAUGUCUAUGAUCUUGCAAGGCUAUACAUUUGAGCUGUCGCCGUCGUACUCGCAUGCACCUCAAAUAGUGAUUUCUCUUGUGCCUCAACAUGGUGCUCACUUGAUUCUUCACAAAAAUUCAUCAUCAGCAUCAGCAUCAGCUUGAUCGAUGGAUGUAUUGUUGAGAUCGAAUUUCACUUCAUUUUCUUGGAACUUAAUAACGUACAUUAUGAGGUUUCGAGUACUGUAGUGUUGACAAUAAAUAACUCUAUAUUUUCACUAGAUGGUGAUUUUUCGAACAGAUUUGAAA
Andrographis paniculata is the source of this 1940-nucleotide messenger RNA. RefSeq names its product cytochrome P450 CYP72A219-like. NCBI's taxonomy places the organism in Eukaryota, Viridiplantae, Streptophyta, Magnoliopsida, Lamiales, Acanthaceae. Gene Ontology annotation, molecular function: heme binding; oxidoreductase activity, acting on paired donors, with incorporation or reduction of molecular oxygen; iron ion binding. Bases 180 to 1796 code for a protein of 538 amino acids. The record is from RefSeq and is a predicted model, not a curated record. The transcript has 5 exons.